Lathyrus sativus (Indian pea) is the source of this 1134-nucleotide messenger RNA. The record is from the annotation of a GenBank genome assembly. NCBI's taxonomy places the organism in Eukaryota, Viridiplantae, Streptophyta, Magnoliopsida, Fabales, Fabaceae.
AUGGCUUCACUCUCUAUCUUACGCCAUAACCACUUCUUCUCUGCUACCCUCCCAACCCGACCCAAACCCAAAUAUGCCGCCGCUCCAGGAAGAGUCCGAAUGUCUCUCCAAGAAAACGCACCCACACUCGCCGUCGUCGGAGUCACCGGCGCCGUCGGCCAAGAGUUUCUCUCCGUUCUCUCCGAGCGCGACUUCCCUUACAGCUCCAUCAAAAUGCUGGCGUCAAAACGCUCCGCCGGCCGCCGCUUAACCUUCGAGGACAAAGAGUAUGUUAUAGAGGAGUUGACGGAGGAGAGCUUUAACGGCGUCGACAUUGCUCUAUUUAGUGCCGGUGGAUCGAUUAGUAAAAAGUUUGGUCCUAUUGCUGUGGAUCGAGGAAGUAUUGUUGUUGAUAAUAGCUCGGCGUUUCGAAUGGAUGAGAAUGUGCCGUUGGUGAUCCCUGAAGUGAACCCGGAAGCCAUGGCUGGGAUUAGGGUUGGAUUGGGAAAAGGUGCUCUCAUUGCUAAUCCUAAUUGUUCCACCAUUAUUUGCUUAGUGGCUGCUACUCCUCUUCAUCGACGUGCCAAGGUGGUACGGAUGGUUGUUAGCACAUAUCAGGCUGCUAGUGGUGCUGGUGCUGCUGCAAUGGAAGAACUUGAGUUGCAAACUCGUGAGGUAUUGGCAGGAAAACCACCAACAUGUAAAAUAUUUAGUCGACAGUAUGCUUUUAAUCUGUUCUCACAUAAUGCGCCUAUUCUUUCAAAUGGAUAUAAUGAAGAAGAAAUGAAGUUGGUCAAGGAAACAAGAAAGAUUUGGAGUGACAAUGAUGUUAAAAUAACAGCUACAUGUAUACGAGUUCCUGUCAUGCGGGCUCAUGCUGAGAGUGUAAAUCUUCAAUUCGAGACACCCCUAGAUGAGGACACUGCAAGAGAAAUUUUGAAGAAUGCUCCGGGUGUAGUAGUUAUUGACGACCGUGAAUCCAAUAAUUUUCCUACUCCAUUGGAAGUGUCAAACAAGGACGACGUUGCUGUUGGCAGAAUUCGCCGUGACCUAUCUCAGGAUGGAAAUCAAGGGUUGGACAUUUUUGUUUGCGGGGAUCAAGUUCGCAAGGGAGCUGCACUUAACGCAAUCCAGAUUGCCGAAAUGUUGCUGUGA